AUGGCAAAACUUAGCUUCAUUUCCAUUCUAGCUUUAGCAUUAUGUUGUCUGUCCUCUGCAAAAGCUAGGGAAAUUCAUACAACAGAAUCACCCAUUGAUGAUUCUCCAUUCAAUCUUACCACUAGCUACAGCUAUGUUUGUCAUCCAUCAAGGUUUUCUGAGCUUGGUUUGGACAUCAAGAAAUAUGCUUAUUGUGAUUCGUCACUUCCAUACCAUAUUAGGGUCAAGGAUUUGAUUGAUAGGAUGACCUUGGAAGAAAAAGUGCAACAAAUUGGUGACACUGCCAAGGGAGUCCCUAGAAUUGGUCUGCCCAGAUACGAGUGGUGGUCGGAGGCAUUGCAUGGUGUGUCCAACGUCGGCCAACAAGGAAGUAAAGCAUCAUUUUUUGAUGAUGUUGUUCCUGGUGCUACUAGUUUCCCCAUGGUCAUCCUCACCGCUGCAUCUUUCAAUGAGACACUAUGGAAAACAAUUGGUCAGGUUGUCUCUACUGAAGCAAGAGCGAUGCACAACGUAGGCCAUGCAGGACUAUCGUUUUGGAGUCCAAAUAUCAAUGUUGUGAGGGACCCUCGUUGGGGGAGGGCUUUGGAGACGCCUGGGGAAGAUCCAUUUGUCGUAGGGAGAUAUGCUGCUAAUUAUGUGAGAGGGUUGCAGGAUGUUGAGGGAACUGAAAACGUCACAGACUUGAACAGUAGACCCCUAAAAGUUGCUGCCUGUUGCAAGCAUUAUGCAGCAUAUGAUGUCGAUAAUUGGCUUGGAGUUGUCCGCGAAUCCUUUGAUGCUAGAGUGAGAGAGCAAGAUAUGAUAGAGACUUUUGUGAAACCGUUUGAGAUGUGUGUUAAGGAGGGUGAUGUGACAAGUGUGAUGUGCUCUUACAAUCGUAUCAAUGGCAUUCCGGCCUGUGCAGACCGAAGACUUCUAAAAGACACCAUUCGAGGAGAGUGGGAUCUCCAUGGGUACAUUGUUUCUGAUUGUGAUUCUAUUGAAGUUAUGCGUGACCGUCAUAAAUGGCUUAAUGAUGAUGCAGAAGAUGCAGUUUCUCAAGCAUUAAAAGCUGGUUUGGAUCUAGACUGUGGAAGCUUUUACUCAGACUAUGGUGCAAACGCUGUAACCCAAGGGAAAGUGAGGGAGGCAGACAUUGACGAGGCCUUAAGAAACCUCUAUUUUGUUCUCAUGAGACUUGGGUUCUUUGAUGGUAGCCCAAAGUUUGACAAUCUUAGCAAGGAUCAUAUCUGUUCCCAAGACCAUAUCAAUUUAGCUAUUCAAGCUGCAAGAGAAGGCAUUGUUCUUCUAAAGAAUGAUAACCAAACUUUGCCACUGGACUCGCAAAAAAUUAAAACUAUUGCCGUGGUUGGGCCACAUGCGAAUGCUACUGAUGCCAUGAUUGGCAACUAUGCAGGUGUUCCAUGUAGAUUCACUGCACCAAUUGAUGGAUUCCAGCAAUAUGGGAAAGUCACAUAUGCAACAGGGUGUCAAGGUGUUGUUUGCAAAAAUGAUACCAUGAUCUACCCAGCCGUGCGUGCAGCACUAAAUGCAGAUGCCUCCGUAAUCGUGGCAGGGUUAGAUUUAUCUAUCGAGGCUGAGAGUCUGGAUAGGGAAGAUCUCCUCUUACCUGGUUACCAAACUGAACUAAUAAAUCAAGUUGCUACCCGCUCCAAGGGUCCAGUCAUUCUUGUAAUCAUGUCUGCUGGUGGUGUCGACAUCACAUUUGCCAAGAACCACCCAAAUAUUAGUGCAAUUCUUUGGGCUGGAUAUCCUGGUGAGGAAGGUGGCCAUGGCAUUGCAGAUGUUGUUUUUGGGGCAUAUAACCCUGGAGGAAGAUUACCUCUUACAUGGCAUAAGAAUGAGUAUGUUGACAUGUUACCCAUGACAUCUAUGCCAUUAAGGCCAAUUGACAGCUUAGGCUAUCCAGGCAGAACGUAUAAAUUUUUCAACGGUUCUACUGUAUAUCCAUUUGGAUAUGGUUUAAGUUAUACUACAUUCAACUACUCAUUGGCUGCCACAAAGAGAUCACUUGAUAUCAAGCUGAACAAGUAUCAACACUGCCGUCAAAUCAAUUACACUGAUGCUGCUUUCCAGCCUUCUUGUGCGGGUGUGUUAAUUGAUGAUCUUGAGUCAUGUGACAAUCAAAAUGUUGAAUUCAGUGUUGAGGUGAAAAACACUGGGGAAAGAGAUGGAAGUGAGACAAUUUUGAUUUAUUGGAGUCCUCCAUCAGAGAUUAGAGAUGCCCAAAUUAAAGAGUUAGUUGCAUUCAACAAAGUUUUUGUUCAAGCUGGACAGAGUGCCAAAGUUAAAUUCAACUUGAAUGCUUGCAAGAGUUUGCGGUAUGUUGACUACAAAGGUUACAGCCUUUUGGCAUCUGGUCGACACACUAUUGCUGUUGGAGACAACAUUUUAUCGUUUCCUCUUAGUAUAAAUUAUGAAGUUUCUGAGUAA
Coffea eugenioides is the source of this 2433-nucleotide messenger RNA. RefSeq names its product probable beta-D-xylosidase 5. Gene Ontology annotation, cellular component: plant-type cell wall. Gene Ontology annotation, biological process: xylan catabolic process; arabinan catabolic process. Gene Ontology annotation, molecular function: alpha-L-arabinofuranosidase activity; xylan 1,4-beta-xylosidase activity. The coding region runs from base 1 to 2433 and encodes 810 amino acids. The transcript is spliced from 7 exons. The record is from RefSeq and is a predicted model, not a curated record. Lineage: Eukaryota; Viridiplantae; Streptophyta; Magnoliopsida; Gentianales; Rubiaceae.